Messenger RNA from Dioscorea cayenensis subsp. rotundata (Guinea yam), 1294 nucleotides. Its product is annotated as trafficking protein particle complex subunit 12-like. Gene Ontology annotation, molecular function: protein binding. The transcript has 2 exons. Lineage: Eukaryota; Viridiplantae; Streptophyta; Magnoliopsida; Dioscoreales; Dioscoreaceae. The record is from RefSeq and is a predicted model, not a curated record. The coding region runs from base 10 to 1119 and encodes 369 amino acids.
AGAAACGAGAUGGAUCGAGAUGGAGAGCAAGAGUUCAUCCAUGGCGAAACCCUAACCAAAGCCCCAUCGGAUCCGCUCUCCUCCUCCUCCUCCUCCUCCUCCUCCAACGCCCUCCUUGAUCUCUCCUUCGACGCCGACGAGCUCCUUGACCUUGCUGCCCGUGGCCAGUGGCGCUCCCUCGCUGACAACCUCUCUCGCUCCCGUUCCGUCCCGCCGCACGUCCACCUCUCCCAUCUCGCCUUCCAUGCUCUCUCCCUUCACAAGCUUCGACGCUUUCCUGACUCCCUCCGCGUCCUCCAAUCCCUGAUCGCCGGAGUUGAUGCUGGCGAUGGUGAUCCCUUCGAUUCCCAGCAAUUCCGGUACGAAUCUUACCCUGAUGUAUAUCCUGGUCGUUCUGGUUCCAUGCUGCCAUUUGCCGUCCGGUACCUUCAUGCUGACCUCCCCCAGCGCCUCGGCGAUCGUUCGCAGUCCCUUGAUCGUCUUUACUCCCUCCUCGACUUCGUUCGUCAACGCAUAGCCGCCUCCGGCGGUGACCACUGGCGUCGCCGAGAAGCCUUCAUUGUCUCUUCCCUUUGUUGCAACCACUUCUCCCAUCGUGAGUUCGACGUCGCCCUAGCCCUCCUCCGCGAGCUCCUCGAGCGAGAUCCCUCCGAUCCCGUCCUUUUGUCAAAGCUCGGUCACGUCCAGCUCCAGAUCGGGGACCUGGACGGUGCCCGUGCGACGUUUGUACGCGUGGAGAAGCUCGUGAAGGGACACGGGGUGGAGCUUGAGAAUCUCGCAGGGAGGAAUCGCGCGUUAGAGCAUCUGGUGAACAAGGAUUACACAUCAGCGGUGAGGGAGUACGACGAGUGCAUUGAGAGGGAUCCGGCCGACGUUGUGGCGCUGAACAACAAAGCAUUGUGCUUGCUGUACUCGCGUGACCUCUCAGAUUCGAUCAAAGUGCUGGAAGGGGCGCUGGAGAGAGUGCCCACGGCGGCGGUGAAGGAGACUCUGGUUGUGAACUUGUGCAGCAUGUAUGAACUGGCGUAUGUGAAUCAUGGGGAGGUGAAGAAGAGCCUUAAUAACUGGAUUGCUAGGGUUGCGCCAGAUGAUUUUGAUCCUUCUUGCACCCGCAUUUGAAUCCAGAACAUCUCCCAAUCAUGAUGAAACCGAGCAUUGCCAGCAACAUUGAGGAUCAUUCAUUCUUUGUUAUUUAAGAUGCUACAGAUUCAUGAAUUUUGUAUGAGAUAUCAUGUAAAUUGACCCCAAUCUUCGAAAUACCCUUCGUCGGUUAUUAAAAAUUCUUCACAGUUUA